CCGGGCGCGCCGGAGGACUGAGCGGCGAGCGGACGGCGGACCGGUGACGGUCGCUGGGCAGCGAGCGGCGGCGAUGGCGACCGUGGUGGCAGCGACGGCGGCGGAGCGAGCGGUGCUGGAGGAGGAGUUUCGCUGGCUAUUGCAGGACGAGGUGCACGCCGUGCUGAGGCAGCUGCAGGACAUCCUCAAGGAGGCCUCUCUCCGCUUCAGUCUGCCGGGCUCAGGCACCGAGGGGCCCACAAAGCAGGAGAACUUCAUCCUGGGCAGCUGUGGCACAGACCAGGUGAAGGGCGUGCUGACUCUGCAAGGGGAUGCACUGAGCCAGGCGGACGUGAACCUGAAGAUGCCCAGGAACAACCAACUGCUGCACUUUGCCUUCAGGGAGGACAAGCAGUGGAAGCUGCAGCAGAUCCAGGACGCCAGGAACCACGUGAGCCAAGCCAUUUACCUCCUUGCCAACCGGGACGAGAGCUACCAGUUCAGGACAGGAGCAGAGGUCCUCAAGCUGAUGGAUGCCGUGAUGCUGCAGCUGACCAGAGCCCGAAACCGGCUCACCACUCCAGCCACCCUCACUCUGCCUGAGAUCGCUGCCAGCGGCCUCACGCGGAUGUUCGCCCCCGCCCUGCCUUCCGACCUGCUGGUCAAUGUCUACAUCAGCCUUAACAAGCUCUGCCUCACCGUGUACCAGCUGCAUGCCCUGCAGCCCAAUUCCACCAAGAACUUCCGCACAGCCGGAGGUGCCGUGCUUCACAGCCCCGGGGCCAUGUUCGAGUGGGGUGCACAGCGUCUAGAGGUGAGCCACGUGCACAAGGUGGAGUGUGUGAUCCCGUGGCUGAACGAUGCCCUCGUCUUCUUCACCGUCUCCCUGCAGCUCUGCCAGCAGCUCAAGGAUAAGAUCUCCGUGUUCUCCAGCUACUGGAGCUACAGGCCUUUCUGAACAGAGCGCCCAAGAGCCUGUCUCCAUGGGAAUGGCCCCUGCCCAGGGAAUCCCUGUUCCCCCUC
Messenger RNA from Physeter macrocephalus (sperm whale), 1002 nucleotides. RefSeq names its product rogdi atypical leucine zipper (gene ROGDI). The record is from RefSeq and is a predicted model, not a curated record. Gene Ontology annotation, cellular component: RAVE complex. The transcript has 11 exons. NCBI's taxonomy places the organism in Eukaryota, Metazoa, Chordata, Mammalia, Artiodactyla, Physeteridae. The coding region runs from base 74 to 937 and encodes 287 amino acids.